ACCGCUAGACUGUGGGGUUUAAGGGUACCAUACUCGUAGGCUACCACUUUAACCAACCACUACCAUGCCACCUAACAGGUUUUCUUCCGCAAACAGCAACCAGACCCAAGGGAACUACGAGGAAUACAGCAAGGUGGCACUCCAGGUACCCAUGAGCGGAAGCGAGAGCAUUAAAACCCGUGACGACUACUGCCUAUAUAUUGGGGCGAGGAAGUAUUAUUAUUGGUGGAUAUUGGGACUCCGCACCGUAGAAUCAGACCUAUUUGAUAUCUUCCAGGUGCUUCCUUGAAUGGCACAUUCCCCCUCCCACAAUCAAGGCAGCCAGCUCCCGAGCCCCGCUUGCUUCGGGAGACUUCCAUCUACCCACGAUCUGAUGGAGAUGGAAUCUCAGGUGGUUGUGGGCAGGAUGCAAGGGUUCAGCCGGAGGGCAUAUCAUGUUCUGUAUAGCAGGGCGGUGACUGUUGUUAUGUGUGUUUUCUUCCUGUUCUGAGGGUUUGGAUGGCAGUCACUGAUGUUUUCUCUUCCUGUAUGUAGAGAACAAGUGGUCGGAGACCACUUGUUCAAUACAUCCAUUCCUACCUCUACACAAACGUUUUCCUCCACUGCACAAGGCGUCCACUGUCGGCACUUGCUAUCACGACCCCCUCAAGUUUGCAAAAAUGGACUGCUACCGUAUUCCAUCCAGCCAACGAAAUUCGCUCUGAACCUCGGAAUCUCAGGCGGCAUGCACGGUCAGGCUAUUUUACAAAAAUCAGGCGAAUACGAGUCGAGCUGCUACUGCAAGGUGCGAAGUGCGGUAGAGGAGCGAAUCUACCAGUCCUAAAUCUAAGUAGCUCCCCCCAUCCAAGUGUACGAGUGCGGCCGAUAAAUAUAUUCGUCACGUGCCUUAUCUAAGGACAAAUCGCAGCCAAAAUGUGCACCGAAACUUUCUUAUCAGACUCACGUGACGAAUAUAUCUAUCGGCCGCACUCGUAGAUCACUAUGGGCAAGUUUUCCGUUCUCAAUCAACUUCACACCCGCCCAAUUUAUCACCUCGACAGACUUGCAGCAUGGGGCACCGGCCUCACCCAGCCCAAACAGCCACCCAACCCAUGCCACGAGGGACGAGCCCACCCUGUGAGAGUAAAAGUCCGUGAAUGGUGGGCGUUGAUGGAGGGGCCGAGCACAGCAGCGAAGUGGAAACCACGACGUGGGCUGAACUUAAGGUGAGGUGUGGGGAGUUGUUCGUGUCGCCGUUGAGAACAGAAGACUGAGCCACCACUGAACGUGCUGGUUCACUACGAGUAACGGGCGCAGCUGAUAGAUCAGAUAGUCACGUGGGUCCCCGAUAAGACAUUGCAGCGAGAAUACCGUAUAUUGGAGGGCUUCCCGCGGGAAUUUGGAGGAUCUGGAUCGCAGGGCAUUCCCAUGGGGACAA
This is a messenger RNA of Tuber aestivum (summer truffle), 1417 nucleotides long. NCBI's taxonomy places the organism in Eukaryota, Fungi, Ascomycota, Pezizomycetes, Pezizales, Tuberaceae. The record is from the annotation of a GenBank genome assembly.